Molecule: messenger RNA, 4628 nt
Organism: Drosophila mojavensis
Lineage: Eukaryota; Metazoa; Arthropoda; Insecta; Diptera; Drosophilidae
Gene: E2f1
Product: transcription factor E2f1
Exons: 7
Coding region: 915-3401 (828 amino acids)
Biological process (GO): regulation of transcription by RNA polymerase II
Cellular component (GO): RNA polymerase II transcription regulator complex
Molecular function (GO): protein dimerization activity; RNA polymerase II cis-regulatory region sequence-specific DNA binding; DNA-binding transcription factor activity, RNA polymerase II-specific
Source: RefSeq, a predicted model, not a curated record
CCGACUUAAAUUUGCCGUAAAUUUUUUAUAACCAAAUUGAAAGCGCAGCGAUAUUAAGUGCUAGUAUUUAAAUUAACACAAUUGUCGCUACAUUGAUGAGUGCAAAAAAGCAACACUGUGUGUUCAAGAAACUGCGUGUAAAAGAACAAACAAAGUAUCAAAAGCAAAGCAGGCAAUAAAACACGUACGACGACAGCAGCACCAAUACCAAUAUAAGUUGCUCAUUUCUGGCGCGUCACAUAUCCGUGUGUUAUAAUAAAGAAAGAAAGAAAUAGAUGGAUUUGGCUUCAAAUUUAGCCACCAAUUGUCGUGUCGAAGAAGAAGCGUUGAAGCACAUUUUACUCUUAUAGUCUUUAAGCAGCACUUUUUCGCGUAGCAAACGUAAAGCGAGCUUCAUAAAACUUUACACAAUUGAAUGUAAAUCUUAUAAGCUACAAAUCGGGAUCAAUACCAAGUAUGUGGCUUAAUUAAAACUGUGUAAAAAACGUGGCAGAAAAAUCCAUAUCCCGGGCAUAGAGGAACGACAAAAAUGUGAUGUGAAGAAUCCCUAGGUGCUAAUUUAGUUGAUAAGCUCAAACAAUAAGUACAAUAAACGCAAACGAGAAACACUAGGCAAACUUUUCGACGGGGUGGCAACGUUUCUACCAGUAUCAUUCGCGCUCCAAAGUAUGCUACAGCAAAAAGCGAACGGACGCCGCGCUGCCAUGCCAACGACGUAGCAGGAAAGAGAGAAACAAAAUAAAAGACAAAGCGAGAGAGAGAGAGAGAGAGAAAGAGAGAGUCACGAGCAGGUGAGCGGGAGAGCUGGAGAGAGCGCAAGACAAAACUAUUUUUGUAGUAACUGCUGGCAGAGAGCUGAAGAGCUGAAGAGCGGGAGAGGAGGAGAGAGGAGAGAAAGAGCACGCAACUGCGAAAUGUCGAAUUUCUUGAUAACCACCGCCGCGCCCAAAAGCCACAACAACAGCAAUAGCAACAGCAACAUCAACAGCAGCACCCAGCGACUGCAUCAACUCUAUGGAGUGGGGGGCAACCAGGUAGCGCGCAAGCUCAGCUACGAGCUGCUGGGCAACAACAACAAUAAUAAUAUUGUGAUCAAAAACGAAAAUCUGCUGGAUGUCCGCAACGACAGCAGCAACAGCGGCGGCGGCGUCGCUGCCCACCUGCGGGAUCACGUGUACAUAAGUCUGAAUAAAGCUGGCGGCACAACAGCGCCGGCAACCGUUAUAGCAGAAGCAACCAACACACAUCAGAAUCAGAAUCAGCAGCAGCAGCAGCAGCGAAAUAGCGGCGCAGCUGGCAAGGCGAACGAUAUCACACAAUAUUACAAGGUCAAGCGCCGACCGAACGUAACGACCCACGAGAUCCACCCCAAGAAGCAGGCCAAGCAAAGCGCACAGCACCAGACAGUCACCUACAACAGCAGCAGCAGCAGCAAGCAGCAGCUGCGCUAUCACCAGCAGCAGCAGCAGCAGCAGCAGCAGUACGAAAUCGACCACGACGAGGAAGACGAUGUGGAGACGAGCAAGUCGGCUGGCAACGGUACUUUGCAUUCGCAUUCGCAUACGCAUGCACUGUCCCAGCAGCAAACGGCGCUCGUGACAUCGUCCUCGGCUUCGACUGGCGGCGGCAGUAGCAGCGGCGGAGGCGGCGAUCGCAAUCGUGCGGACACCUCGCUGGGCAUAUUGACCAAAAAGUUUGUGGACCUGUUGCAGGAGUCGCCGGACGGCGUAGUCGAUCUGAACGAUGCGUCCACCCGGCUGUCCGUGCAGAAGCGUCGCAUCUACGAUAUAACGAACGUCCUCGAGGGCAUUGGCAUCUUGGAGAAGAAGUCCAAGAACAAUAUCCAAUGGCGCGGCGGCCAGUCGCUGGUCAGCAGCGAACGAUCUCGGCUCAUCGAGACUGAGAGUGAGCGGCUGGAGCAGCGCGAGAACGAGCUCAACACCCUAAUCGACCAGAUGCGUGGCGAACUGGCCGAAAUAUCACAGGAGGUGGAGAAUGUGGGCGGCAUGGCGUACGUAACGCAGAGCGAUCUGCUCAACGUGGAUCUCUUUAAAGAUCAGAUUGUGAUCGUGAUCAAAGCGCCACCAGAAGCCAAACUUGUACUGCCUAAUACGAAGCUGCCGCGCGAGAUUUACGUCAAGGCGGAGAAUAGCGGGGAGAUAAACGUGUUUCUUUGCCACGAUAACUCUCCGGAGAACUCGCCAGUCGCAGGGGGCUCCGGCUAUGGGGGUGCAGGGUCCCUGGGUAGCAACGGAAUACGCACGGCAACGUCGACGCGACUGCAGCAGCGCAUCGAUCCUCUAUUCAACAACAUUGAUGCCAUGAGCACCAAGGGGCUGGGCUCUCCACCGUAUCGCUUAGCAGCGCAGCGCAACCUCAGCAAAUCCAUUGAGGAAGCGGCAAAGCAAUCCCAGCCUGAUUUUAGUAAUAUUUGUGAUAUGGGCAGCGUCAAAUCUGAGACGGCCUCGCCGCAACGCCAGCUUCAAUGGCACACGACGCAAGCGAGCAGCAGCAAUGCUGAUGAUGAUGAUGAUAAUGAUGUCGAUGACGAACUGAAUCAGCUGGUGCCGACGCUCACCAGCCCAGUGGUGCGCAGUCAGCGGCACGGGCGCGCCAUUCAGCAGAUUCUAAACAGUCUCACACAAUCCUCGUCUCCUACGAAGACGAGCGCCGGCAUGCCUCGCGGCGCGACAGCGCGGCUUUGGCGACGCCCCGCCAACGUCACCGGCAACGCAACUACGCUUAAUAGUCAUAACCGAUCCGUCAGCAGCAUCAACCAGAACCACAAUUCGCAGCCACAGGGCGGCACAGUUAAUUACAGCAAUCAGCUGCAGCAGCGUCGUAGCGACGUACCCAUGUAUAACUGUGCAAUGGACGACGCAACUGCGUCAACGUAUGCUGUUAGUGAUAACAGCAGCAACAACACCCAUAGCAGCGGCAUUAGCAGUGGCAGCGGCAGCGGCAGCGGCAGCAGUAACUCCACUGCCAUGGGCUCUCUGGACAUGCAGUUUGCGGCAGUUGCCGGCAAUAUGCCAGCGACGACAUAUGGUGACAUCUCUGGCGCUGGCGCCAACAUUAAUCAGCAGCAGCAAUACAGCAGCAGCAACAACAAGGAAAUUUAUCGCGGCCUGACGCCUGCUGCUGUGGCCGACUGUGACGCCGACAGCGAUGGCAGCAAUGUGGCGCUUCAAGGUCUCGAUGCGCUCCUAGGCGACUUUAGCAACUUUGAUUUCGAUAAAGCUUUUGUAUCCAUCGAUCCGCCAGAUGAUAUUGAAUAUCCCUAUGCUCUUAAUGCCAACGAGGGUAUCGAUCAACUCUUCGACUUCAGCUCUGAUGCCUACGGCACUGAUAACUGUGAAUGGAGAGAUGCGGGGAAAAAGAGUGGGGAGGGGUGUUUAUAAUUCAAAAUUAUAUACAAGAAAAGCAGCGCAUAUUACGUUAGAGAUGAUCUAUUAUUAUUAUUAUUAUUACAAAUUACAAAUUAUCAAGUAAAAGAGAACAACAGCAAAACCUAAAAAAAAAAAUAAUUAAACAAAAAAAAAAAAAGUGUAGAAAACUUAAUGAAACUAAGUUGUGUGUAAAAUUUUAAGCAUUAAAACUACAUUUAAAUUUAUAAUCCAAACAUGUAUUUUAAGUUUAAAGAAAUUUCCCCACAAAAUGCAAAAUACAUUUUAUAAGCAUAUUUAAAUUCUUAGCAUUAAACAUCAAUAAAAACAGGAACAACGCAAACAAUAGCAAACACACAAAACAAAGCCUAAAACACAAAUCAAUUUGGAGUAGAAGAAAAACCUCAAUAAAAGUUGUUUGCGUUCGAGCUGUCUGUAAAAUAGGUACACACACAAAUAAUUUUAAAUUAGUAAAACCAAAUAGUUAUACAAUUAAUAAUUACUGAAAAUACAUAACAGAUUGUCAUCAUUAGCGAUGCUAAAUAUUCCAAAAACAGCAGAACAUAAAAAGGAAGACCACAACGAGCCCGUAUCUCUGUUACUCUCAAAUAAUUCCCAGUUUACGAUCUGCAUGCAACUCACAGCCAGGAAUUAUAAUUGUUAAAUCGAGUCACACAAGGGUGUGGGCACCUGCGAAGAAUUUGUAUGAUUUCUAUGUACUUGUUUUGUUAACUGUUUGCCGUUUGCCGUUUGCUGUUUACAUAUACAUAUAUAUUUCACUAGCCAUUUCAAGCCAGACUCUGCCCCUUCAAUUCACUCUGUGCGUUUGAUUCAGUUCUCAAAGAAAAGUGCAGAAUUACUUAUUUGUUAUUGUUAUGAAAGUGUAAACUAGAAAUUAAAAGCUUCAACUGACUCGACACUCGCAGUUAAACGAAUAUAGGAGCGACACCGCCUCGUACGCAAAUAGCAAUUCAUAGUUCACCAACAAAGUUAAAAAGCCAAAUCAUCGCCCCACACAAUUGAAUCCAACAGAUAACAGCCAAUUGCAACUAGUUAUUAAUAUCGAUCACCUAGAGAUAAACAAAUUUACAUAAGUGUAUAAAAGCAAGAUGACGAUGAAGAAAGCUCUAUAAAUAUAAUUUUAUUUUAUUAACAAACAAAAAACUUGUUAGGUACGUUUCUUUCGUGUCAAAACAGAAUCAACAAAGAAAAAAAAAUAAAUAUUACAAAGCAAAAAAAUAA